Rhineura floridana is the source of this 1338-nucleotide messenger RNA. It is a transcript of the gene MCL1, whose product is annotated as MCL1 apoptosis regulator, BCL2 family member. The transcript has 3 exons. NCBI's taxonomy places the organism in Eukaryota, Metazoa, Chordata, Lepidosauria, Squamata, Rhineuridae. The record is from RefSeq and is a predicted model, not a curated record. Gene Ontology annotation, biological process: extrinsic apoptotic signaling pathway in absence of ligand; mitochondrial fusion; release of cytochrome c from mitochondria. Gene Ontology annotation, cellular component: mitochondrial outer membrane. The coding region runs from base 83 to 1243 and encodes 386 amino acids. Gene Ontology annotation, molecular function: channel activity; protein heterodimerization activity; protein homodimerization activity.
CUCCGCCGGGCGGCCGCCACUCCCCUCUCAAGGCUCUGCGCGACUAAGGUUGAGGGAUCGUGAAAGCUGCGAGGAGGCCGCCAUGUUUAAUCGGAAGACAGUGGUGUUGUAUUGCGGGGGCGCCCCCAGCAUGGCGCCAGCCGCGCCUGUGUCCCCUGGGGCCGGUGGCGGAGGCGGUAUUGGAACCAGCAGCAAUAGCGCCGCCGCCUCAGCUGUCCCAGUCUUCACCGCCAACCGCCACUCUGAGGCCGCAGGGCUGUUCUCGACGCGGAUUGGCGGGCGCCCUUGGGGGCCCAACGGCUUUCCUGAGGGGCCGCGGGCGCUAAUUGGCGGGGGGGCGCCUCGCGCGGGGCCCCUGGCGCUGAUUGGGCCUUUCGAAGGGUCGCCCCGCGCGCUGGUUGGCUGCCCCCAGUUCGCGGCGGCGCGGCCUUCCGCGCUCGCUUUGCCCGAGGGAGAGAUCGACGGCUGCGAGUCGGACGCCGAGGAGGAGGGCUGCGGCGGAGACGCGGCCGCCCUGCCUUCGCCCAGCCCCUCCAUGGAGUCGACGCCGUCCUCCUCCCAGGGAGAGGAGCCAGAGUCCGCAGCAGAGGAAGAAGAAGGGGAAUCGGGAGGCUCCUCGCCGGGCCACGGAGACGGAGACGACCUGCGCAAAGUGACCCUGGAGCUGGUGAGGCGGUACCUGCGCGAGACCGCCUUGGCUGAGGGAGACGCCAAAGAAGGGCCGGGCGGCGGCAAGAAGCUCCUGCAGGGCCUCAUGAGCCGCUUCGGGACCACCCACGGGCAGGAGGCGGCUCUGUCGCCCUGCGCGGCGCAGGCGCUGGAGAUCCUCCGGCGGGUCGGAGACGGCAUCCUCGACAAGCACCAGAUCGCCUUCCAAGGAAUGCUUAGGAAGAUGGAAAUCAAGAAAGAGGAUGACCUGAAGACUGUGUCAGAAGUUGCAACGCAUGUUUUCAGCGAUGGCGUAACAAACUGGGGGCGUAUUGUGACUCUCAUCUCUUUUGGUGCCUUUGUUGCCAAACAUCUGAAGAGCAUAAACCAGGAGAAUGGCAUUAACACGUUGGCAGAGAUCAUCACUGAUGUGCUGGUGACAGACAAACGAGAAUGGCUGCUCACCCAUAAUGCCUGGGAGGGAUUUGUUAAGUUCUUCCAUGUAGAGGACAUAGAAGGCAGCAUCAGAAACGUUCUGAUGGCUUUUGCAGGCUUUGCUGGACUGGGAGCAAGUUUGGCUUACAUGAUCCGGUGAGUCAAGGAGCGCUCCCAGUGAGGAGCUCGCUUGGACUGUUCUGUUCUACUGUGACUAGAAAACUGAGCUGUUCUUUGAAAGUUGACGGGAGAACA